Cornus florida is the source of this 1820-nucleotide messenger RNA. RefSeq names its product tetrahydroberberine oxidase-like. The record is from RefSeq and is a predicted model, not a curated record. The coding region runs from base 10 to 1623 and encodes 537 amino acids. Lineage: Eukaryota; Viridiplantae; Streptophyta; Magnoliopsida; Cornales; Cornaceae. Gene Ontology annotation, molecular function: oxidoreductase activity; FAD binding. The transcript has a single exon.
AUCAAAGAAAUGAUCAUGAAGACGUUUUCACUUGUUUAUGUUGUUUUAUCAAUUUCAUGGGUAGUUUCUGCUCAUUCCCAUGAAGAUUUUAUUCAAUGCCUUUCCCUUCAUUCUCAUAACUCCACAUCAAUCUCCAAAGUCAUUUACACCCCAAACAACUCUUCCUAUCUAUCCAUAUUGGAUUUUUCCAUACAAAACCUAAGGUUCAUAUCACCAAAUAUUCCCAAACCUCUAGUCAUUGUCACACCUUUGGAUGAGUCCCACAUUCAGACAACCAUAUAUUGCUCCAAAAAACAUGGCAUGCAAAUAAGAGUCCGAAGCGGAGGACAUGACUAUGAGGGCCUCUCGUCUCUCUCUCUCUCUGAAGUCCCAUUUGUCAUAGUUGAUCUCAUAAACCUUCGAAAAAUCACUAUUGACAUUGAAAGUAGCACUGCAUGGAUUCAAGCCGGCGCAACCCUAGGUGAAGUUUACCACAGCAUUGCUCAAAAGAGUAGAACUCUUGCCUUUCCGGCCGGUGUUUGCCCCACGGUUGGUGUUGGUGGACACAUAAGUGGGGGAGGGUAUAGCAUGCUGUCGCGUAAACACGGCCUUGCUGCUGACCAUGUCAUCGAUGCUCAUGUAAUCGACGUUAAUGGUAAAUUUCUUGAUAGAAAAUCCAUGGGGGAAGACCUCUUUUGGGCAAUCAGAGGAGGUGGUGGUGCUAGUUUUGGAGUCAUUCUUGCAUGGAAGGUAAAUUUGGUUACUGUUCCAUCAACCGUGACUGUCUUCAAUGUCAGCAGGUCAUUGGAACAAAAUGCAACCAAGCUUGUCCACAGGUGGCAAUACAUUGCAGACAAAUUUGAUGACAACCUACUCAUGAGGGUCUUCAUAAGAAGUGUGAAUUCUAGUACUCAAGAUGGUGGACGAACGAUACAAGCUUCAUUCGUUUCCUUGUAUCUUGGUGGAGUUGAUACACUCCUUCCAUUGAUGCAGAAAAGCUUCCCUGAAUUGGGUAUGGUGAAAGAAGAUGGUUUUGAAAUGAGCUGGAUUGAAACGAUUCUCUAUUUUGCAGGCUACUCUAGAGAAGACUCCAUUGAUGUUUUGUUGAAUAGGAGUGCUAGUUUUGGUGGCGGGGAAUCCUAUUUCAAAGGGAAGUCAGAUUUUGCGAAGGAGCCCAUUUCAGAGAAUGGACUAGAAGGCAUAUGGGAGAGGUAUAAUGAAGAAGAUGAGAAUGGGGCUGAGAUGUUGUUGAGUCCUUAUGGAGGAAGGUUGAGUGAGAUAUCGGAAUCCGAAACACCUUUCCCUCACAGAGCUGGGACUAUAUACAACAUUCAUUAUGGAGUGUCUUGGGUUGAAAAGGGGUCAGAGGCAUUGGAAAGGCAUAUAAGUUGGAUCAGAAGUCUUUACAGGUACAUGACUCCCUAUGUUACCAAGUCUCCAAGAGCUGCAUAUCUCAACUAUAGGGAUCUCGACUUGGGAGUAAACAAUGUUAAAGGCAACACAAGCUACACACAAGCAAGUAUUUGGGGUCUUAAGUAUUUCAAAAGUAACUUCAAGAGAUUGGUGCAUGUGAAGACAAUGGUCGAUCCUGCUAAUUUCUUCAGGAAUGAACAAAGCUUUCCACCAUGGGGUAAGAAGAGAUAGAUCAAUAUUCCCUUGGUCUACAAAAAGGUUUGCAACAAAUAUAUUUUAUAUAUUGUAUUGGCAUAAAUAAGGGUUCCAGGGAAAAAAAGGGUGUAUGUUCAAGUAAUUACUGGGGCCAAAAAAAGUAUACGUUUUUUAUUGUUAUAUGUUAUAGUCUGUUUUAAUUACCCAAUAAAGUUACAGUAUGUUUUUGUGUA